Nerophis lumbriciformis (worm pipefish) is the source of this 1896-nucleotide messenger RNA. NCBI's taxonomy places the organism in Eukaryota, Metazoa, Chordata, Actinopteri, Syngnathiformes, Syngnathidae. The record is from RefSeq and is a predicted model, not a curated record.
AUGGCGGAGCGAGAGGAGCGACGCUUCGCCGAAGUGUCCAGGGACUCGGUCAAACUGAUGGCCGAGAGCACCGGCGUGGAGCUGGCCGACGACGUGGCAGCUCUGCUGGCUGAGGAUGUCUGCUACCGGCUCAGGGAGGCCACACAGGGCAGCUCUCAUUUCAUGAGGCACGCGAAGAGAAGGAAGCUGACAGUGGAAGACUUCAACAGAGCUCUGCGCUGGAGCAAUGUGGAGGCCGUUUGUGGCUAUGGGUCCCAAGAUGUGCUCCCUUUCCGUGCUGUAAAAGAAGGGGAGCUUUUCUUCACUGAGGAGCGCGACAUCAACUUGGUGGAGUUGGCCCUGGCCACCAACAUUCCCAAGGGCUGUGCCGAGACCAUGGUCCGAGUGAACGUGUCGUACCUGGACGGGAAAGGGAACGUGGAACCUCAAGGAACAGUUCCCUCUGCGGUCCAGUCCCUUUCGGAAGACCUUUUGAAGUACUACCAGCAGAUGACGAGGGCCAUUCUUGGAGAAGAUGCACAGCUCAUGAAGGUGGCUCUGCUGGACCUGCAGUCAAACUCCAAAAUUGCGGCUUUGCUUCCAUACUUUGUUUAUGUCAUCAGUGGGGUGAAGUCGGUCAGCCACGAUCUAGAGCAGCUCAACAGGCUCCUGCACAUGGUGAAGAGUCUGGUCCAGAAUCCGUACUUGUACCUGGGCUCGUACGUGCGCAGCUUGGUCUCCAGUGUCAUGUACUGCAUCCUGGAGCCUCUGGCGGCCUCCAUCAACCCGCUCAACGACCACUGGACCCUGAGGGACUACGCCGCCCUGCUGCUCAGCCACAUCUUCUGGACUCACGGAGAUCUGGUGAGCGGGCUCUAUCACCAGAUCCUCCUGUCCCUUCAGAAGGUUCUGUCGGAUCCCGUGAGACCGCUGUGCUCCCACUACGGCGCUGUGGUGGGCCUACACGCUCUGGGAUGGAAGGCUGUUGAAAGAGUUCUGUUCCCACACCUUCCUGCCUACUGGGCCAACUUGCAGGCUGUGCUGGACGACUAUUCGGUGUCCAACGCCCAGGUCAAAGCGGAUGGACACAAGGUCUACGGCGCCAUCUUGGUGGCGGUGGAGCGCUUACUUAAGAUGAAGGCCCUGGCGGCGGACGGAGGCCCCGGCGCACAAUUGGGAUCUGCAGCUAGCGCUCUGAGGUACGGGGUCAGCUCCCCCGGUCUCAGCCCGCCGCCGGAACCUCUGUCCGAGGCCGCCUUGGGCAUCGCCAGCCACCUUCAGACGGGCGGCGCCGGGUGCCCGUGGGAGGACUGGACCCCCGUCCCGCUCCCCGCUAUGUAUUGUGAGCUGUACUCCUUCUUCGGAGACAGCCUGGCCGUGCGCUUCUGCACAGGGCCCGGAUUUGGCAGCGACCCGGCGCAGCCCAGCGAUGCCAGGAAAGACCCUCCCGGGCCCCCCUCCAAUCACGACACCGCCCGCAAGAUGCCCCAGCUCACGGCCAACCUGAACAUUAGCCCCAGGCGGGAUGGGAGUCCCCGGGCCGACCCACCUCCGCCCAGCCUGGCUGCUACUGGAAGGGCCGUGGCUCGCUCCUCGUCUUCAUCCGUUCAGCGUUCCCGUUCUUCGGCGUCACGGUCAGGCCAGCGGCAGGCGGGUCCAUCUCGUGACAUUUUCCCAAAAGCGCGCUUUACCUCUCCUCAAGCGGGACCUCCGGUAUUCUCCUUCCUCAUCGGCGGCAUAGAAAUGGGCCGCAGUUGCCGAGGUCGCCGGCCUUUCCAGACCGCCUUCGCCCCAACUCCAGCCCCAGCUGCUGUCCUGCCGCGCGCCUAUGCUCACAAACUGCCCGUCAUCGGUCGGGUGGGGAAACCCGUUCGACGUUGGGCUCGCUCCCACUAUUCUCUUCACCUUCCACUUUAG